UCUUGCGCAAAGUCACUGCUACUGACCAAAGCCUUGCAACAAUAUUCAGGCGCCCUUAUCAGAGAAUAGACAGCAGAGCUAAAUCAUAAAUAGGCUUAGUAACCAAAAUCAUGCCUCGUCCGGGGAAGAACUCGUACAGUGACCAGAAGCCGCCUUACUCCUAUAUCUCUCUGACAGCCAUGGCCAUCCAGAACUCAACGGAGAAGAUGCUCCCACUGAGCGACAUCUAUAAGUUCAUUAUGGACCGCUUCCCUUACUACCGGGAGAACACACAGCGGUGGCAGAACUCUCUGCGACACAACCUGUCCUUCAAUGAUUGCUUCAUCAAAAUCCCCCGGCGGCCCGAUCAGCCGGGGAAGGGCAGCUUUUGGGCCCUGCACCCAGACUGUGGGGACAUGUUCGAAAACGGCAGCUUUCUACGCAGGCGGAAGCGCUUUAAACUGCUGCGCGCUGAGCACAUGGCCUGCAAGAGCUCCCCGAUGAUGCACUACUUCCACCACCAGGGCAAGCUGAGUGGAGGGCAUCAUGAGCAUCCAGGCCCCGCGGCGGCAGUGGGUAGGCUCCCCCACUUUCAGAGCUACGGCAGCAUCAACUGCGGACAGUCCGGCGGCUUCAAGCACCCGUUCGCCAUUGAGAACAUCAUAGGUCGGGACUACAAGGGCGUGAUGUCGAGCGGGCUGCCCAUCACUUCCGUAAUGCACCACCUGGGCUACCCUGUGCCCGCGCAGCUCAGCAGUGUGGUCAACUCAAUGUGGCCGCACGUGGGCAUGCUGUCAGAUUCCAUGAGCGCCAUACCCGUCUCCUCAGAGUAUGCGCCCUUUGGCGUGUCCAUGAAGGGUCUCUACCAUCACGCCAGUGGACAGACGCUACCCGCUGUUCCUGUGCCCAUCAAACCCACCCCGUCUAUGGGUCCGAUGCCCGGUCUUUCGGGCCUUCCGUCCGGCCCAGCGCAGCUCUGCUCCUCUUCAUCCAUGCUGGAGAAGAAUGGUUCCGACCCUUUGGAGGGCAAGGGCAACGCGAUACACCCGGCUCUUCUGCUGUCUUAACCGGGUAAAACAUCAACAAGUCGAUUCUGUAUCUACGAGGGAACGAGAGCAGUAUCUAAAAUGUGAUUCAUGUAUAGUUGCCUAGAUGUUGAGCAGGUAUGGAGAGCUGUAAAGGAAUUCAGACUGUAUCUUUAUAGUGAUGAGUUGUAGGCUACCACGUAUUUCAGCAUCAUU
Messenger RNA from Oncorhynchus tshawytscha (Chinook salmon), 1220 nucleotides. Its product is annotated as forkhead box protein B2-like. The transcript has a single exon. The coding region runs from base 111 to 1046 and encodes 311 amino acids. Gene Ontology annotation, biological process: cell differentiation; anatomical structure morphogenesis; regulation of transcription by RNA polymerase II. NCBI's taxonomy places the organism in Eukaryota, Metazoa, Chordata, Actinopteri, Salmoniformes, Salmonidae. Gene Ontology annotation, molecular function: RNA polymerase II cis-regulatory region sequence-specific DNA binding; DNA-binding transcription factor activity, RNA polymerase II-specific. The record is from RefSeq and is a predicted model, not a curated record.